UAAAGCGACAUUACGUAAAUCAUGUUUUUUUAAAGCAAGAGUGAGUGUAUUGUAAGGUUUUUUUUUGGUGGUCGAAAUCGCUAUAAAAGUGAGUAACAAUGCAAGGUCGAUUUUAGUUCGCAAAUUAAAUUCUAAGUGAGACAAUGAUAUUCCCCUUGCUCGCAGUUUCCUUUCUUUUACUCCCCUACACCAUCGCUUACCCACAAGCAGACAUACCUAAUUUGAAAGCGAACGAACGGGAUGGAUCCGAUUUUGGGCCGCCUGCUGGAAAACCUAAACCGGGAGAUAACGGUGAUGGCUCAGAUUUUAGACCACCAAGUGGAAAGCCUAAACCAGAGGGUGGUGGCGAUGGAUCUGAUUUUGGGCCACCCGGUGGAAAGCCUAAACCUGGAGGCAAUGGCGACGGAUCCGAUUUUGGGCCACCACGACCGUCGGCGAUAGAUCAAGGUUUCGACGGGACUCUUUUAGGGGGAUUUCCCGACUACGACCAGGGGUUUGAUGGAUCGCAGUAUGGACCACCACGGCCUAAUUCCAACUGGGGAUUUGUUCCACCACAAUAUCGGCCAGGAUUCGACUACGGUUUCGACGGCUCAUACUUAGGAUCACCACAUAGACCAAGUUAUGGUUCCGGUUUUGACAGUUCCAACUUUGGGCCACCGAUAAGACCAAGCUAUAAUUCCGGAUUUUAUGGUUCUCAAUUCGGACCUCCAAAUAGACCUAAUUACGGUUAUGACGGUUCCGACUUUGGACCACCUGGAAGACCAAACUCAGAUUCCGAAUUUGACGGUUCACAAUUCGGACCCCCAAUAAGACCAAAUUAUGGUUCCGACAGUUCCGACUUUGGACCACCAGAAGAAAGACGAAACUAUGACACCGAUAUCAUACGAUGAGUGUGAUUUUUCUAGCCGACAGCCGUAGUUAUUGCUAAUAAGUCAAAUAAUAAUAUAUUCGUUGUACAUUUGUUAAUAAAGUGCUUGUAAUCGCAUUCAUCUGAAUAAUGCAA
Messenger RNA from Photinus pyralis (common eastern firefly), 1003 nucleotides. RefSeq names its product translation initiation factor IF-2-like. The transcript has 17 exons. The coding region runs from base 144 to 890 and encodes 248 amino acids. The record is from RefSeq and is a predicted model, not a curated record. NCBI's taxonomy places the organism in Eukaryota, Metazoa, Arthropoda, Insecta, Coleoptera, Lampyridae.